GCCUUGUGCAUUCCUGCAAAUGUUGGAUGCCCGCAGCGUACCACCACUGAGCUGAACACGUUCCUGUCACGUCAGGUGCAUCGGCGGCGUAAACGGCGUCAUUCACCAACAGAGCUUUCGACAACCAUUAAGAAAAAAUUUCUUGCUCAUACGGAUUUCAAGUAA
Messenger RNA from Gongylonema pulchrum, 165 nucleotides. Lineage: Eukaryota; Metazoa; Nematoda; Chromadorea; Rhabditida; Gongylonematidae. The record is from the annotation of a GenBank genome assembly.